AUGCAAUGGAAAUUGGAAUAUAAAGAACCUAAAGGUACAUACAAAAAUGAACAGAUGAAAAAAUACAUGAUGGUACAAAAUGGUGAACCAAAUUAUCAAGAAGAUGAUAAUAUCAUACAAGGAAAUAGAAAAAUUGGGCUAAAAAUGAUAUUACAUACAUCAAUGGGAAUAUACCUUAAUGAUCCAUUAUGGAAUAAUGGAAAAAGGCAUUGGAAAAUAAAUAGAAUACUAGAAGAAAUAUAUCGCACUGAUAAAAUAGGAAUAAAAUGGGUCGUAAUACAUAUUGGAACAGCUGCAGAUAAAAAUCGGUCAGACAUGAUCGACAAUAUCAAUGAAAUACUAAAAGAACUAGUUCAACAACAAUUAGAAAUAGGUAUAUUAUUAAAAAACUUAGCAAGCAAUAAUUGCUAUGGUGCAACAAUACCAGACCUUAUGGAUAUAGUGAAUAGUAUAGAUCAACAGUUAAGGUUUAAAAACAAAGAAAAAUCCAAGAAAAGGAUUGGAAUAUGCUUCGACACCCAACAUUACUACGUGGCGGGUGGAGGCAAGAGAAUCAAUGAAUAUCGAAAUAUAUACAAUAAGUAUGGUCAUGAAAUAAUAGUAACACAUGUGAACAAUAGUCCACCAGAAGUGAUAUUCGGUAAAGGAAUGGACAAGCAUGCGCAUAUAAUGGAUCCAGCAGCAAAAAUACCUAUAGAAGUCUAUCAGAUGAUAGCAGGGCAUAAAGAG
This is a messenger RNA of Cetraspora pellucida, 729 nucleotides long. The record is from the annotation of a GenBank genome assembly. NCBI's taxonomy places the organism in Eukaryota, Fungi, Glomeromycota, Glomeromycetes, Diversisporales, Gigasporaceae.